GGCAGCUAGCUCACUGAACAGCGCAGACAUCCGAUUUUGUCAACUUCCUACCAACCACUUGAGCGAGGUCCAAGUUUACUUGCGAGUUCUCGUCCAGCUUCUGGAUGGAUGUUUACAGCAGCUCCCCUCUUCGCUUUCACUCAACAUUGGACCGUGACACAUGCGUGCACACAACACCUACGUGCUCCUCCUUCUUACAACAACGAAUGCACGUUCUGCUCUUCGACCUUUAUUCUAGCUUUUCAACAUAGCCAGCCCAGUUCACCCUAUGCGGUCGCCCAUUCGCAGUCCUCAAAAAGACUCCAUCCCGUCACCCACCAGGCUGUCCGUGUGCAGCUGAGCGCUUGUGCCGAACCUCGUUCACCCCGCCCCCAGGCCGCAGGCCAUCACUGCCCGUCUACCCACAAUACAACGGAACCCACUGUCUACCUAAAAGAACACCUCAGGUGGCGGCCAAAAGAAGUUCUGCCGUGCGCAAAGGUUUGCACAGCUGCAUACCGCCCGUGGCAUUGAACAACUAGACGGAACCGACCAUACUUUUAGUUUUCGAACAAGGAAAAACGGAGAUUGUUUGAUCCCGGCGACCACAGAGCUUCUAAAACUGGCUUUGAUCGACAUCGAUGUCGGCGCGUCCAGUUUACACCACUAGUUAGCUUAAGGUCUUUCUGUCAUCUUGCUCGGCGACAAUCUUCAAGUCCCAAGUCCAGUCCAGUCCCCUUGGUCUUCCGUGCGCGCCAACUCGAGCGGACCUUUCUCUCGGUGUCCAGGUCCAUAGCAUCGCGACGGUGAACCCGACAAUAGCAGCUCUCGACGACAGUGACGACGAUUCCACGAACGCGAAUCAGCCAGCCACAGCAUCGAUUGGCGACCCUUUUUCGAGUGCUGCGCAAGCUUCAGUCGUAUCUCCAAGAAUUGGCUUUUGUUCAGUAUUCAGACGGAACCCGGCCCAUCGACAGACCAAUUGGAACACCGAUCUAUGCCGAACGCCAAUCCGUAGGAAAGUCGAAACUGGUUGGAGAGUUGUCACGAUAAUAUGGAGGCUUCAUCGCCCCUGGCCGCGAUUCGGCCUGCUCCGCCGUCCUUCAGCCAGCCAGAAGUGCUUGGACCGCGCAAUGGCAACUUGGCGCCACCAACAGGUCUCUUCAACUUCAAGCGAUCCAAUGCGGACUUGUUCAACACCAAACAUGCAGGAAGGUCUUCGCCUAAGGGUUCGCUGGUCGCCGGGUCGUCAGAAAACUUCAAGCUCAAUGAAGCAGGUAGCCCGUUACCUCCGACACCACGGCGUGCGCUGUUCACCUCAACAGGUAUUGAAAACGCGGUUGAAGGUCGUGGGUAUGCAACCACGCCGCCGCCUCCUGCAUCUUCGUCACCUGCAGUUAACAGGUUGGACAUGUCUCCGGUACCGAUCAAGGCACCUUUCCUGUCACGUCUCGCCGCUAGUCCUUCUCCGGCUGCAGUGGAUUCUGGCGAUGAAGACACACUACCAGACUCACCUGCUGCUGUGCGGCAGCUGUCUCAAGAAUCCAAGGGAAUCGGUGCCGAGCGAAGGAGACUUGGCUUGUCUCGUCCACCUCUGGCCCGGGCCAAAGGUUAUAGCACGAGUAGUAUACCCGGGCGCUCCAACGGUUCGGGGUCGGGGCUGCCGCCCUUCCGCUUCGGUGCCCGGAACCUCAAGGUACCCAUCUCCCCUUCGGUGUCGUUGUCAUUGAGCGAAUGUUUCGAGGAAUCACCCCCGCAGGAGCGCCGGACACCUGUCUUGCCGGGUAGUCCAUGCUCUAAUGCAGCGGCAGCGCGCUGCAAGACUCAUUUUGGCAGCGGCAGCAGCAUUAACAGCGUUCGCAAACGUUCUCCCACCAACAAUGCCCGCACACCUUCGAACCCCUUUGCCCGGCAAAGGAAAACAUUCCGCCGCUCGCUGUCCAUGUUUGAGAGUCCGGGCGACAUUGUCAAGCCUAAGGAGCGCACAUCUCUUCCAUCUAGUCUCAAGUCUGUCGUGGAUGUCAACGAACCUCAGGAGCCUUUAUUGCCACAUUUUUUCCCUUCAGGCGAGAACGAUUCUAUCCCACGCAUCAGCCGAGACACAUUGCUCGAAGUGCUUGACGGCAAGUAUGGUAGUCAGUACUCGCACAGGAUGAUUAUUGACUGCCGCUUCGAGUACGAGUAUGAAGGUGGCCACAUUGACGGGGCCAUCAAUUACAAUGACAAGGAGCUUUUGGCGAGACAUCUGUUCGAGACCCCUAUGGAAGGGCGCACGCUCUUGAUUUUUCAUUGCGAAUAUUCAGCCCAUCGCGCGCCCAUCAUGGCCCGCCACAUACGAUCCGAAGACCGCACUAUCAACGCCGAAUUUUAUCCUAAACUCACGUACCCCGAUGUUUACAUCUUGGACGGAGGCUAUAGCGGAUUCUUCCAGAAUCACCGGGAACGUUGCUGCCCUCAAGCGUAUAUCGAGAUGAAUGACGCCGAACAUGUCAACACGUGCGAGCGAGAAAUGGGCCGUCUACGCCAGACCCGUAAGGGCUUUAGUAGGGCCCAGACCUACGCAUUCGGGCAGCGUGAACGCAAGUCCGACAAAUUCGAGGCUGUUUCGCCAACCGCGCCGGGCCGCAAGGUUUCUCGGGAUGAUGAGGAGGACAUGAUAGGAGCAUCGCCCAUUCUCGGCAAUGACCGAAGCCAUUCUAGGCGCAUGGCUACUUUCUGAAGCCGAGAAAUGGCAUGUCCAGGCAUGAACAGAGCACCACCGUUGAUAUCGGCUGUGAUUUGCCACAAUGGAGAGCGUCUGACCUCGCGCUCGGGACCCUGGGGCCUGGAUAAUACUUGAUCGUGGGCUGUUGCGAUCAAGAUGUACAAAUGGUGUACUUGAACAUAUGGCCAACAAAGUUGCCCACUAACGACAUACCCCUACGAAAAUAUCUGCUUUCGGCUGUUAUGUUUCUCUUGGGAGUUUCUUCUUUAUACUUUCUUCCUAUACCCCAAGACUUUCAGCACCGCAGCCUCUGUGGCAACGUAUAGAGCUAGACCUGUCGCUCGAUGGUGAUCAUCGAUACUCCCCUGCUCUGCAUCGGUUAGAGUAGUAUCUCACGCUGAGCGUUCAAGAUUCCUUCUAUAUCAUAACCCGUACGGGAAAUACCACAGCGAAAGCAAAUCAAGCAAAACAACAUAUUGUCCGUCCUUGAUGUUGACUGUACCAGUGCUUUGGCCAGACUCGAAACUCGAUGAAGACCCAUGGGUGGUCGAAUCAAUCAUAUAAUGUCACAACUAGGGCGUAUUGUGACUUGCCCAACAAGGAGCCGUGAACGGGAAAGUUACGGAGGGAUGUACGCAUCGAUGGGAACAAAGGCUAGGCGAGUCUAAGAGUAUAGCGGGGUGGUCAUACUUCGAUGUGAGGUAAUAAUGUAAGUCAGAGUAGUAGAAUGGGUGUGAGAGCUUGAAGGUUGUUCAAUGGGAGCAUCUACUGGUAUGCAGUGCCUCUCGGUGCAGUCAUAAUAAAUUAGGGCUAAAGGUGUGACACGCUGUGUAAGACGUAAGUGACAACACA
Messenger RNA from Neurospora crassa OR74A, 3535 nucleotides. RefSeq names its product M-phase inducer phosphatase 3. Gene Ontology annotation, molecular function: protein tyrosine phosphatase activity. NCBI's taxonomy places the organism in Eukaryota, Fungi, Ascomycota, Sordariomycetes, Sordariales, Sordariaceae. The record is from RefSeq and is a predicted model, not a curated record. The transcript has 5 exons. Bases 1034 to 2698 code for a protein of 554 amino acids. Gene Ontology annotation, biological process: G2/M transition of mitotic cell cycle; positive regulation of G2/M transition of mitotic cell cycle; positive regulation of G2/MI transition of meiotic cell cycle. Gene Ontology annotation, cellular component: cytoplasm; nucleus.